AGCCAUUUUGCAGUCAUGUGACAAAUUUAUAGUGAUUUUCACGGACAUUAAUUUCUUACAACUGCGCCGGAAAAUGGCUGUUGCGGGUAUUGGUGCUGUGAAACAACUGGCACAUACAUUGAUCAGAUGCAACAGAGUGGCUACAUGUAUUGUUGUGCAGCAUCGUAACUUUCAUGUAACACCAUGUAAGCAGGAUAAGUUAUAUGACCCAGAGGAUGCAUUCGGAAGUAGGGUUUUCAAAAAGAAGGGCUGGUUAUCUUAUAAUGAUGUUGUUUAUCCACCAACAAAGGAAGGAGAAGCUCCCAGACCAGCUGAGAUCUGUCAUCAGAGAGACAGCAUUAUGAUGAGUUCAAAGAAUUUCUGGUACGCUGCUGUUCUGGUAAGAGGUCUGUCAAUUGAUGAGGCAAUCAAACAGUGUGACUUCAACAAAAAAGCUGCUUCCAAAAUUGUUAAGGAGGUACUUUUAGAAGCUCAAGAAAUGGCUGUAACUGAUUUCAAUGUAGAAUUUAAAUCCAACUUAUGGAUAGCUGAUUCAUUCGUGGAAACGUUAACCCGGGAAAAGCUUGGAAUGAGGCGUCGGGCGAGGGGUCAGCCAUCUGUAAUUACUCAGCCCGUCUCAACAUACUGCGUGAGAUUGCGGGAAGGACAACCACCUAAAGAAUACUAUGCCAAAGAUCCCCCCGGAAACGUAAAAUUAGAAGAAUAUAUUAGGGAACAGAGAAAGCGAAGGAUUAUACAUUCUUUGUGAAUGAUAUUGUUUAAUGUGUUCAGAGUUUAAUAAAAUUUUGUAUGAUU
Molecule: messenger RNA, 795 nt
Organism: Ruditapes philippinarum (Manila clam)
Lineage: Eukaryota; Metazoa; Mollusca; Bivalvia; Venerida; Veneridae
Product: large ribosomal subunit protein uL22m-like
Exons: 7
Coding region: 74-748 (224 amino acids)
Biological process (GO): translation; ribosome assembly
Cellular component (GO): mitochondrial large ribosomal subunit; ribosome
Molecular function (GO): structural constituent of ribosome
Source: RefSeq, a predicted model, not a curated record